AUGCCCGGUGCAACCCCAUAUAUAGGAAAUGCGACAAGGAUAUGGGAGAUCAAUGUGCACUGGAACUUGUAUUCUCAGUGCGGGAUCUGGGAUCCUAAAGGUCGUGGCGUGGAUAUUUGGGAAUGCAUUAGAGCUCGUAAGUUGCCACUUUCCUUUAUGUCUAGCAAUCCUCAUAUGUCCCCUCUAGACGACUCAACCCAGCUUACCCAGCCACCCAACGGUCUUUACUGGCGCUACAUCGCCCGUCGGUAA
Molecule: messenger RNA, 252 nt
Organism: Suillus subalutaceus
Lineage: Eukaryota; Fungi; Basidiomycota; Agaricomycetes; Boletales; Suillaceae
Exons: 2
Coding region: 1-252 (83 amino acids)
Source: RefSeq, a predicted model, not a curated record